Messenger RNA from Myotis daubentonii (Daubenton's bat), 3115 nucleotides. It is a transcript of the gene CELF3, whose product is annotated as CUGBP Elav-like family member 3. The transcript has 13 exons. Lineage: Eukaryota; Metazoa; Chordata; Mammalia; Chiroptera; Vespertilionidae. The coding region runs from base 90 to 1511 and encodes 473 amino acids. The record is from RefSeq and is a predicted model, not a curated record. Gene Ontology annotation, molecular function: RNA binding.
GGCCCCCACCGCCUGCCUUCUCGCUGGGCAGCUCCCCUGGCCUCCAGGCCUCUCCCUGCUCCCUCGGCCCCUCCUCCCGGGCCGCCCCAAUGAAGGAGCCGGAUGCCAUCAAGCUGUUUGUGGGGCAGAUCCCGCGGCAUCUGGAGGAAAAGGACCUGAAGCCCAUCUUCGAACAGUUUGGUCGGAUCUUCGAGCUGACUGUCAUCAAGGACAAGUACACGGGGCUGCACAAGGGAUGUGCCUUCCUGACAUACUGUGCCCGCGAUUCAGCCCUGAAGGCCCAGAGCGCCCUGCACGAACAGAAGACGCUUCCAGGGAUGAACAGACCAAUCCAGGUGAAGCCAGCCGACAGCGAGAGCCGAGGAGAAGACCGGAAGCUCUUUGUGGGGAUGCUAGGGAAGCAGCAGACAGAUGAGGACGUCCGGAAGAUGUUCGAGCCUUUUGGGACCAUAGACGAGUGCACUGUGCUGCGGGGGCCGGAUGGCACCAGCAAAGGCUGCGCCUUCGUGAAGUUCCAGACCCACGCCGAGGCCCAGGCAGCUAUCAACACCCUUCACAGCAGCCGGACCCUGCCGGGUGCCUCGUCCAGCCUGGUGGUGAAGUUCGCUGACACGGAGAAGGAGCGCGGUCUCCGCCGGAUGCAGCAGGUGGCCACCCAGCUGGGCAUGUUCAGCCCCAUCGCCCUCCAGUUUGGAGCCUACAGCGCCUACACCCAGGCCCUGAUGCAGCAGCAGGCGGCCCUGGUGGCGGCUCACAGUGCCUACCUCAGCCCCAUGGCCACCAUGGCUGCCGUGCAGAUGCAACACAUGGCCGCCAUCAAUGCCAAUGGCCUCAUCGCCACCCCCAUCACCCCGUCCUCAGGAACCAGCACCCCUCCUGCCAUCGCUGCCACGCCUGUCCCGGCCAUCCCCGCCGCCCUGGGCGUCAACGGCUACAGCCCGGUGCCCACCCAGCCCACCGGGCAGCCUGCCCCUGAUGCUCUGUAUCCCAACGGGGUUCACCCCUACCCAGCCCAGAGCCCCGCGGCCCCCGUGGACCCCCUGCAGCAGGCCUACGCGGGGAUGCAGCACUACACAGCAGCCUACCCAGCAGCCUACAGCCUGGUUGCGCCCGCGUUCCCGCAGCCUCCUGCCCUGGUCGCCCAGCAGCCCCCGCCUCCGCCCCAGCAGCAGCAGCAGCAGCAGCAGCAACAGCAGCAGCAGCAGCAGCAGCAACAGCAGCAGCAGCAGCAGCGGGAAGGCCCUGACGGCUGCAACAUCUUCAUCUACCACUUGCCCCAGGAGUUCACGGACUCAGAGAUCCUCCAGAUGUUCAUCCCCUUUGGCCAUGUCAUCUCAGCCAAAGUCUUUGUUGACCGGGCCACCAAUCAGAGCAAGUGUUUUGGCUUUGUGAGUUUCGACAAUCCGGCCAGCGCCCAGGCUGCCAUCCAGGCCAUGAACGGUUUCCAGAUUGGCAUGAAGCGCCUCAAAGUCCAGCUAAAGCGGCCUAAGGAUGCCAACCGGCCCUACUGAGGGCCCAGGUGGGUCCUGUUCCUGUCCUGUGACUUCUCCACAGCUGGGGACUGUGGUCUGUGUUCUGGGCACACACUGCAGCCAGGCCCUCCCUCAGACUGCCCCCCCCCCCCAACCCGCUCCCCCACGGCCUCAGGGAUGCCCUGCCUCUGGUUGUUUUUCAAUCAUCCAAGUCUCACCCCCCAACACACACACACACACACACACACACACACACACACACACACACACACGCACACGCUGACCCGAGAGAGCGCAAAGCCUAUCUAUCUGUGUGCACUCCCCAGGUCUUCCCUAAUAUCUGGUCUCGUUUGUCUGCUGUGUCCAUGUGUCUGUGUGUGUCUCUGGUUUUCCUUUGGGUUGGAGUGGAAUUGUGGGAGCAGGGUUUGAGGAGGGUCGUAGACUCACCGGCUGCUGGAAUAUCGAUUCUGAGAAGCGGGACAUGGGGUCCCGGUGCCCUGGACUCCAGGUGAUUUGCUAUGUGGCCGUGGCCCCAUGGGGCAGUGGAGAGUGUACAGAACAGACUGGGGGGCGUCCCAGCCUCAGGCCUCCCGGGAGCAGCUGUGGUUCAGGUGGCGGAGGCUGCGAUGCUGGACUCCUGUGAAUUUCCCUGAAGGGGCCCCUCCACCCCAUAGCCCUCCACCCCCAACCUCGCGGCCUAGAGCUGUGAGCUUAUGUUACUUUUAUGUUGUUUAACCUCCUUUGGACCAAACCCCCGAAAAAAUACAACCCAAGAACAAUACCCACAUUUUCUGUUUCUCCCCCUUUCCCCCCAAUCCUGGCUGCUUAACUCCCCCCACCCUGGGGGCCCCCAGCCCAGGGCCCGUGUCCAUUGUCGGCCGAAGCCCCCAUCCCCGGACCCCUGCUCCGGGCCCCUGUCUGGAGGCUCCGCACGAAGGGGCUCACGCCUGCCCGGCCCCAGCCCCCUCCGCACAUCUCUGGGCCUCGAUGGGGCUCUGGGGGCACAGGACACACCCACUCCUGCCAGCCGCCUCUCCGCAAGGGCCUGUUUCCUCCCAGGUGCCCUUUUGGCCUUUGUGAGGGAGCAAGGGACAGGCCUGAAGGCUUGGGGUACCUGCCUUCUGCGGGGCUCCUGUGCCGGGCCUCCUGCGCCCAGCUUUCGCACCCGCGUCCCCACCGGGGGCCUGUUCUACCUGAGCAGCGGCAGGGCCGCGGGGCUCCCACAUGCUCCCCACUCGCCGCCCCAGCCUCUUCCCCACAUCAGGGGCUUCUCAGAAGCUGGUUCUUGCUCCGUGCCACCCUGAGCUAGAGGUAGGACACCCCUAAACCCUGGGCUCCCAGCCCUAAAACUCACUGCCUCCCUAAGGGCCCCCUCUAAGGAGGUGUGGGGGAGCCCUGAGGGCUGCCUCUCCGCCAGUCAGCCACAGAGACCCUCCUCCUUUCACGAGGAAAAGACCUCCCCGAACCCCUAAAAAUGUUUACAGUCUCUGCUGGUCCCUCCGUGUAAAUACCACUACCAGCCGUGUGUGCGUUAUCCAGCCCGGCCCGCCCGGCCGCUGCCAUCUCUCCUCGGGGAGUUUAGACAAUGUUUCCCUUGGAUUUCUUCUCUCUUGAUUUCUCCCUUUGCUUUGGGGGUAACUGGG